Messenger RNA from Eimeria maxima, 1602 nucleotides. RefSeq lists its product as hypothetical. The record is from RefSeq and is a predicted model, not a curated record. The transcript has 4 exons. The coding region runs from base 1 to 1602 and encodes 533 amino acids. Lineage: Eukaryota; Apicomplexa; Conoidasida; Eucoccidiorida; Eimeriidae.
AUGUUAGGCAGGGAGAAUGAGCUAGCUGCUCAGCGAGUUGUCCGUUUGCUGCUGGCGGAUCCUUGGCUGCUGUAUAAGGAGCACAGCACGGUAAUGUCGGUGUUAAUGGUGGUACCACAGAACUGCAGCGGGGCUGCACCUACUGUGGGGCCCAAUGUUGGGGCUGCGUGCGUCGAAGACAGCAGCUCUGUUAUAUCCUCCUGUGCCCACGGGGGCAACACGGGAGGGUUUGACCCUGCUACAGCAGCAGCAGCAACAACACCGUCAGGCAAGGGUGUGCCCUGCAGCGACAGGAACUACGGAGACACUUCAUCAUCAGCAGAAACCCCUGGCGGUCUGUCUCCUCUUCCUGUGAGGAGCCUCGUCCCCAUGAGGCUAUGCUUCGAUGCAUGCAGCCCGGUGGGGACCUGCAGGGGUAAGGGGGCAACCCCAAGCAUGCAGCAGCAAGACAGAGACGUGCAGCUGCUAAUAGAGCUUUCUGUUGAAGGAUCUGCUCUUGAUAUCCGCAGCUUUCCCCAACAAAUUGUGCAGUUAAUAUCCGCGGAUGAUAACGACAGAGACACAGGAGCAGCAGGGGCUCCCUACUUCCCUCAAGAGGACUUUAGUCCCCACGACUCAAUCAUCCUUAACGCCUCUAGCGGAGAUAUGCCCUACCCGACUCGCAAAUAUAUGGACGUGAGUCGAGUAAUAUUACAGGGGACAUGCAGACGGGUGGUGUCGCCUGCGGGCACAUCAACAUUGCUGAAGACGAGGGAAUUUGGUGCUCGUUUGUCGGCUCAUCAGCGGCGAUCUGUGGAGAUGCAGCUGCCAGAGAGUCGCAUUUUGGUGCAUAUUGAGAUCCGUGGGGUACCACAUAGGGAGCAGCAGCAGCAGCAAGCAGGAGGAGGAGCAGCAUCAGCAGGAGGGGAGGGAGGGGGGUUAGCAACAACCCCUCAACAGGUAUCUUCUCCCAUACCUGCUGCAGGCGCACGAUAUCCUGCUUCUUACUUUACUAGUAAACAAUUCCUUACAGAACAUAGAGAGACAGAACCCUUCACUGCAGCAGAUGCAGCUCUCCUCAUCUCUCAGCGUAUUAAUGAUCAACAUCGACACGUCUGGGGGGCAGCCAAAGUUGUCCUCUGGGAGGCAGAUGAGACCACCAAUGACGCAAAUAUCAAAGGUGCUGUCCAUGACGAGGUUCCUUCGGGGAAAUCAGACUUCCAGACUUGGAAGAUAUUAGUUGCUGUUCUUGUCCCGUCUUUUGUGGUUGGAGCUCUCGUGGUUGCCUCUUGGCACUCCACCUCCAUUUGCAGCUGUGACAGAGGAGCAAAAGAUGAGCCCCCUCCUGCCUCUACCCCAGAGCAGAAGUCCUCCCCAGCAGCAGGAGCAGCAGGAGCAGCAGGAGCAGCAGGAGCAGCAGCAGGAGGGGGAGCAACUGCUGCUUCUGCUACUGUACCACCAGCAGCAGAUGGAAACACUGCUGCCGGUGCUGUUACACCUGCUGCUACUCCCACCGCAGUUGCCGCACCUGCAGCUGCCGCAGCAGCUGCAGGUGCUGUUCCUGCUGCUGCUCAAACAGCGCCAAGGUGUAAAGCCUCUUUAGAAAUAGUAAAGGGCUCAUGA